UUUCCGCAAUUCGGUGCUUGCAGUGCAGAGGGAUCUUUUGGCUAUGGCGUCGCGGAGAAGGGGGCUUCGCUUCGAAACCAAGCUGCAUCUCUCUCUCACGAGCUUGCAUCGAGGAAUCGAUCAGCAGGCUUGACUCGAAGGAUUGCAUCAUGGAAUGCGGUUGUGCUUGAGUCGAGGAGAUUGAGCAUCGAGAAAAAGAGGCAAAGUUAGGGAGAGAGAGAGAGAGAGAGAGAGAGAUAAAAGGUUGCAGAGCUAUGGAAGUUGAUACGCGCGACAAGAUUCUUGCGAUGUACCCUGUGCAUUUUCUAAACUUCGACAAGGAUGCCUUCACUGCCGAUGUCGUCAACGCUGUGUGUGUAAUUAUUGGCGCUUCAGGUCAUUGAAAUUUCCAUGAGCAACUUUACUGAGAUGGAAAGGUGUGCUACUCGAAUGCUAAACAUUACCAGCACGGAAUCUCAGGAAGCGUUGCAACAGGGAUUAUCUGCCGUUUUUGAGAAAUUUUUGAGCAAGUUCAUCGAAGAAGAUCUUGCGCCUUGGGAGGCUUACUGCAGGGAGGUUUGUUUUAAAGUUCCAGACGGUAUGGUCUUGCCCGAGAAGUUGGAUGCAUCCGUAGUCGCAAUGGAAGACGCGGAUGCUAAGCUGGACGCUGAGCUGAUUAGUCUUCGUGAACGAAAGGCUACUGCAAGUCUCUUAUACCCGACCGAAUUUUUACUUGGCAUCGUAUACGUUAAAUGGAUGCUGAAAAAGAAGCAGCCGAAUUACGCAGAGAUGUUAAGGCCCUGGAAGCCCUUGUGGAAGCGAAAGCUAAUUUUAUGGAUGCCUUCGACCAGCUGCAGAAUCUUCCUCUUGUUGAUGAUUUGGGAAAUGUGGUCCGUGAAUUGCGGAAGAACGUUGAAGAGGCAAACGCUCUGAGAGCACAAAGAUAUCAGAGAUUGUUUCCUGCUGAUACAAGCGAUGCACUCUAAGAUCGAAGCUCUCUAAAGAGAAGGUCCUUUAACCAUCCUAUGGAGUAGUCCUACAAUAUUAGUUCCACAAUAUUAAGAAAGGUCGUUCGUGAAUGAAGGGCACAUGUUCCUGGUUCAACCUUGACUAGAGAUACAAUUUAGUAACUAUCUAAAUUUAUGGAAUAAUUUGCUUAGUGGUUCUGCUUACUAUGACUAAGGAAAAGGGGAAGAUCCACUUUGUGUGGCUGAACUCUAGUGACUAGCAUAAAGUCCAUCUCAGUACUGUUCAGCAGACCGUCGUCAGCAUGGUUUCUCUAUGGUUCCUAACAAUUACAGUGGUUCUAUUAGUUAUUCGAAGGAGGAAAAUGACAGACGUGAAAUAGGGAGGCAAUGCACAAGCUCAGAAACAGACAUAGGUUGGAUGGUCUUUAGUCCGCAAUGGUUGGCUUUCUGAGCUUUGAAUCCUUAGUUUGCUUCCGAAACUCGUGUCACAGCCUCCAUUGCUGCUUUUGUUACUUCUCAAGUUGCGAUUUAACUGCACUCACAAAUAAUGCUCGAGCCUCAGCUGAAAUCAGGAUCGGACAUUUGUGAUGAGCGUGUUCUAAACUUUCUGGAGGCUUGCAGUGGAGAGCGGAAGAGAAGAAUAUUCAACCGAGGGCGAAUAAUGGCGGUGUUGGCAUCGGCAGUCGAAACUCAAUAUGACAAUUCACGUGACGAGUCUGUCAAAACCAAGUUUGAAAGGAAUCGUUCAAAAACUGCCGUGCUAUGGCCGUGACGCAUGCGGCAGCCAAUGCUCUCACUGCAGCACUGUUACAUAGCUUUGGCAAGUUUGACGGCUUUUGACGUUUUUGAUUCCAUUGCUACAUCUCAAGGGAACGAAAAUUUUCACUGGAAUAAAUCUUUCCACUCUCCGCUUAAUCAUAAACGUGAGGAUCAA
This is a messenger RNA of Physcomitrium patens, 1881 nucleotides long. RefSeq lists its product as uncharacterized. The record is from RefSeq and is a predicted model, not a curated record. Gene Ontology annotation, cellular component: chromosome, centromeric region; MIS12/MIND type complex; nucleus. Lineage: Eukaryota; Viridiplantae; Streptophyta; Bryopsida; Funariales; Funariaceae. Gene Ontology annotation, biological process: mitotic sister chromatid segregation; mitotic cell cycle; kinetochore assembly.